AUGAGCCUAUUCAAGCGCAAAGGGCGUAGGAUAUCUACUUUUGAAGACGAGGAACCGGGCGACGCGUCGGUUGGUGACGAAGAACCAUCAAUACAAGUGCCGGUGAAAUUCGGAAAGCGGCCUUCCAAGCAGUCUGCGCUACGACGAAAUACCAGCGUUGGUGACCCGGCUGAAGGCAACGAUGGCGACAUUGGGGAAGACGAUGAAGGGCCGGCAGUGGUGCGCCCAUCCAUAGGCCGGAUCAGCUCGACAAGGUCGAAGAAGCGGAUGUCCUCUUCAACGCGGCUGUCUUUCGGUGUCGGGGCAGUAAGCGAAGCGUCUGAGGCAACGACAGAAGACAGGACGUCAGCCACGACGCCACGACGGACCGGGAUCACAUCUCUGAGCCAGCGGGUGUUGGAGACGAACGCGUUCCGGAAGUCCCUCUCCGGACGGCUGCCGACCCGGCCGCUGGACACGGAAGACGAAGACCGGCCACGAUACAGCAAAGAGCACCUCGAGGAGCUCCAGAGCUCGACGCCCAACACACCGCGGAAUGUCGCUUCGAAGAGACACGAAGACGGCGACGCUAGUGAUGGCCGCGCGGAUGCAGACGUGAUGCAGCUCGACGUGUCCGAGCUGGAGGGCGCCACGGUGGUCGAGUCGUCGGACCUAGCGGCGCUGCGGACUGGAGCUCUCGCGACGUCAGCACCGGCAGCACAUGUCCUGACGCAGACGGAGAUUCAAGAACGAAAAGACCGGCGACAGCGGCUGGCGCUCGAGAAGAACGCGCUCGCGAUGGGCAGCGAAGACGACGAGGAAAACGGGUACAUCUCGCUGGUCUCGGGCGACGGCAACAAGAAGAAGCGGAAGGAGGAGUCGCGGCUGGUGCGCGAGGACGAGGAUCUGGGCGAGGGCUAUGACGAGUUUGUCGAAGACGGGGGGCUGUCGCUGGGCCGAAAGGCUGAGCGGGAGGCCCGACGGCGACGCAAGCAGGAGAUGGCAACGCUGAUCAGUGCGGCCGAGGGUGGCGGCGGUGGCCACGGCGACGGCGCCGACAAUGACGAAGACGGUGUCGACAGCGACGACUCGGAAGCAGAGCGCCAGGCAGCCUACAACGCAGCCCAGACGCGGGCCGGCAUGGAUGGCCUGAAGCGGCGUGGCGGCGGGUCGAACGAGGACGACGAGGACGAGAUGAACGUGCUGCGUGGCACGGCGGCUGCCUCGUCCACGAUACCCAAGAUGCAGCCGCUGCCAGAGUUGGCAGACUGUCUGGCACGCAUGCAGCGCAUCGUCCUCAACCUCGAGAACGAGGCGGCACAGCGACGCCAGAAGCUGGCCGAGAUCGAGGCUGAAAAGGCCGAGAUCCUUGCGCGCGAGGCUGAGGUGCAGGAGCUCCUCAACGCGGCCGGCCAGAAAUACCAGGCUAUUCUGGGCGGCGACGGCAGCGGCAGCAGCAGCAGCAUGGCGACAACCGAUCCUGCCAGUGUUGCAGCAGCUGCGGCUGCUAUGCUGGCGACGACAACACAGUCACCACUGCGGCCACUGCCUGUUGGUGGCCCGGCCGAGAGAGGUCUGGAAAGCCUGGGCGGAACGCCAGUUCGCCGGGCAGACAAGGACGACGUAUUCUAG
Grosmannia clavigera kw1407 is the source of this 1611-nucleotide messenger RNA. RefSeq lists its product as uncharacterized. Gene Ontology annotation, cellular component: U2-type post-mRNA release spliceosomal complex. The transcript has 2 exons. NCBI's taxonomy places the organism in Eukaryota, Fungi, Ascomycota, Sordariomycetes, Ophiostomatales, Ophiostomataceae. Gene Ontology annotation, biological process: spliceosomal complex disassembly. Bases 1 to 1611 code for a protein of 536 amino acids. The record is from RefSeq and is a predicted model, not a curated record.